Molecule: messenger RNA, 4334 nt
Organism: Porites lobata
Lineage: Eukaryota; Metazoa; Cnidaria; Anthozoa; Scleractinia; Poritidae
Source: the annotation of a GenBank genome assembly
AUGGGGAAUUUAACUGAAGACGGCAGCUUCUCGCUGUCAGCGUCAUGGAUGCUUCCAUUUUGCCUAAUAAAUAUUCUUCUAUCCAUCACGGCAUCUCUGGGCAAUUUUCUUAUUUUGAUUGCCCUUCGCAAGGUAUCCGCAACUUCUCUUCAUCCGCCGACAAAACUGUUGUUCCAAUGCCUGGCGCUCUCCGAUCUUGGUGUUGGUCUCAUUUCCCAGCCACUUUUUAGCCUCUUAUUCCUGAAAUGCUGCUUCUAUGAAAAGAUGACUUGGAAUGUACUCUAUAUCGCCAACUGGUCUUCAUCCAUUAUUUUUUGUGGAGUGUCGAUGUCGACGUCAACCGCCUUAAGUGUGGACAGACUUCUUGCCCUGUUUCUUGGGCUAAGAUAUAAAAGAGCUGUAACAUUAUGUCGAAUCCGUGCCAUUAUUUGCUUGUUUUGGUUCAUUGCUGGUUCGUGUACUUUUGUAAUGUUUUAUGGCAGUUAUUAUGUUUUCCUGACCACAAUUACCACUGCGAUAGUUCUUUCUUUAGUAAUUUCACUGGUUUCCUACUCAAAGGUAUUCCUUAGACUUAGACAACAUCAGCUUUGUGUACAAGGGAAUGCUCAUGAUCGACAACCCAACGGAGGAAGAGUUCCACUGAACAUAGCACUUUACAAAAAGACGGUCGUUAGUAUAGCGAUGGUACAGGUUGCCUUGUUUGUAUGCUAUGUACCGUCAAUAAUUUCUCUUAUAACCAUACGACCGAGUGAUCAUGACAAUAGCCAUAGCACUACACUGAUCAUCGUUCGAGAGGCUGCCACCACUAUUUUUUACUUAAACUCGUCUCUUAACCCAUUUUUGUACUUUUGGAGGAUGAAAGAACUAAGACAAGUAGUGAAGGCGAUAAUCAAACGGGUUUUCUCGUGCCUUAGUUAAGUUUCAAUGCAGAGAACAUCCCGACUGGAAAUCUCGUAAACUUCUCCAAACACCCAGUAUUUGAUAUAUUUAAGAAAGAACCUUUUACUGCAACAGUUUAUAUUUCCAGGUUUGCUCGUAAAGAGAUGAAAGUUUAAUGCACAUGAUUUAUAUGAAUUUAUUAUAUAGACACGAUUGUUUUACUGGAAAAUAUACCACUCGUAAAAUUCAUAAAAACUACAUCCGGGACCCGAGUGGUUUAUUUUCCAUAAUCUCAAACGUGAGUUUAUCGAUGACGUAAUUUUGGUCAUUUCCCUCUAUUAUUUAAUCGAUGUCUUUUCGUCUAUAUAAUAAAAAGAACAUUACACGGCGGCUUGAAGAUAUGAAUUUUAUUUUCUUGUAGCAAAAACAAUAUCUUACUCACUCGCAGCGCUCAUUCGUAAAAUGUUGUUUUGCCACUCGAAAAUAAAAUUCAAUUCUUCGCGCCACUGUGUAAUAUCCUCUAUAUAAAAGAAGAGUCAGAAUGAUUUUGAGAAAGAAUUAUGUUGCUGUAUUUGCAACACAUACUACUUUACUAUAUACCGCGAUAUUAGGCAGAAAGGAGGCGAUAAUCAUCUGCUUCACUAUAAUGGAAAUUUAAUUUUGUUGCUGUGGUGAUAAUCUUAAUUGUUGAACUAUUCAUCUCUUCUGAAUAGCUGACAAGGCUUUGAAAGAGCCAGAUGUAAUAAAUAUUAGAACUUAGUUCUAAACGAGAUAUAGACAAACGUUUCGCUCAGUCGACUUGAAUUGAUAACCAGAAUUAGAAUCAGAAUCAAUAAAUAAUCUUGACAAUUCCGGUAUCCUCGGCCGUUUGUAUAGCACAAAGGCUUGUAGAUCCGAGCAAAAAAACGGAAAGAAAUUACCACCUGCUCAGAGGCAACCCAGUUAAUUAUUUAACUAAUUUAAUCCGGGACUUUUGAUCUCUCAGCCUAGUCCCUAGUUCUUGGCUCGGUCAAUACUGGACUCCACCGUGAGCUGUGACGUCACAGAAACACUUCGCGCCGACAACGCGGCAACAGAGAGGAAGCCUAGUGACUAGGCUGCUGAUCCCUGAUACUGAAAACAAAAAAUCCAUCUGGCGGUCUGGGUGGGAAUCGAAAUCAGCGCUUCCAGAUUGGAGGACUAGCUUUGUUCUUUGCACUAUGCUUAAUGCGCUUCAGUUCGCACAUAUGUACGCUAUCAUGCGAUUUUUUUUCACUUAUGAAUUGCAUCGCGUACAUGGAGCUCUAAAAGAAAGGUGUAAAUUAAACAUAACUGGACGAUCGUAUCAUGACAUUCCCAGUGGACAUCUUCGUCGGUGUGCACCACGUGAAAAUGAAAAUAUUCGGAGAUGUUCGAGCCUAGAAUACGUGAUCAUGACUCUCUAGAAUGCUGAGGUAUUCAAGGCGCACACCUCACGUGACUGGUAUACUGAAAUAUUCGGCUCGAAUACACCCGAAUAUCCUUUGUUGAUUGUUAUUCGUAGAUUUCCCAAAACGUACACUUCAACAAAUUUCAUCGGCCAGUUAUUGAUAGUAACAAUUUGUCCGUUGAUUAUAAGAUCACCAAGCUGGAGAUCCCCUAGGGCCAAUGAACUCAGGAGAAACUGUUCACCGAUUGGGCACAAUAAUACAAAGAAUUUUUUGUGCCUAAUCAGGAGCCACCAAUCGCUUGACCGUUUGGAAAUAGUCCGGUGAGAGUCGGUACCCGGGGGCGUUUCCGUCCGUGCUUGAAAACUUUCGUCGCGCCUUUUCUCCCGGCCCGACUGACCGUCCCUGGGUCUCCGAGGAUGCUAGCACGUAGGUCAUCUAUCAAACAGAUGGUUUUGGUAAUUUUAGGAACAAUUUAAUUAUUUACUUCCUCUUCAGCUGGUAUUGUUCCGAAAUAAGAUUGUUCGUCAAGGUCAGUACGUCAAAUAAAGUAGUUAACAAAGGGAAGUUGAAGAUACUUAUCAGCAAUGUUUAGGUUUCUAACAAAUAAUUUUCAUGGAAGAAUUAUGGGGGUAUCUUUAUCGCCCUUCCACAAAUUAGUUAAUAUAUAUAACUACCUGUUAUUAUUCUCCUGGGGUAAAUUUUACUACUUAAUAUUUUUAAAACCAAGUGUCAACAUCCAAAUGAAAUAACAACAUAUUUUCCCUUUCGUCUAAUGAGACUUGGUCAUGGAAUUUGGAGAGUUCCUAUUAAAAAAAAUAUCCAUUUAACAAGACGAACUUCUUGUAUUUUGCUGUGCACGUUUCAGAAAAAAAUACUCUCUUUUCAGCUGCGCUUGUUCCUAAUUGAACAUGAUAUGUUGAUUCAGUAAAUUGACUGGAAAUUUAAAGUUUGCUCGACUAAAACUACGCUCUUCGACGUGAUGAAUGUACUGAUAGCCAAGUCAAACAAACGAUAUUCAUUCAUUUGUAUGACAUAAUAACCCUGGUAUAGCAGUAAAGAUCAUUUUUAAGGCAGAUCUUAUUGGGGAAGCGCGCAGUCAGAGCAAGGCACCUCUACUUUAAUUCAAUAAAAGCUCGUGAAAUGGCGAAUGUGACAGCAGAAGGUGGAAACGCCACUUUUUGUAAGACAUGGAGUUCCCUGGAAAUAGCUGGAAUUAUGAUCGCGGCUGUGAAUAUUCUUCUUUCCAUCACAGCAUCUCUGGGGAACAUUCUAAUCCUGAUUGGCCUUCGCAACGUAUCUUCCCUUCAUCCACCAACAAAACUGAUGUUUCAAUGCCUGGCGAUCGCUGAUCUUGGCGUUGGUCUUAUUCCGCAGCCACAAAUGGUCAGUAAGCAACUGAACGUUUACAAACAUGUGGACUCUUCUUGCGCAAGUUUUGGGAUUAUUUUUUGUGGAGUAUCGUUUUUCACAGUAACUGCCCUUAGUGUGAACAGACUACUCGCCCUAUUGCUGGGAUUAAGGUACAGACACGUAGUGACACUGAGACGAGUCCGUGCAGUUAUUGCUUGUUCUUGGUUUACUACUUUUUUGCUUGUGUUGGUCUGGAAAUUGAGAACAAAUACUGCCAAUAUUAUAAUAAUCAUUUUAAUAACGCUUUCUCUCAUUAUCUCGCUGUUCUCUUACACGAGGAUCGUCCUUAGACUUCGGCACCAUCAGUCCAGUGUACGAGAUAAUGUCCAGCAAGGACAAGCGAACAUAGGAGGAAUUUCAUUGAACUUAGAACGAUAUAAAAGGACUGUUGUAAGCAUAGCUUUGGUGCAGUUGGCAUUAGUUAUAUGCUAUGUUCCAUUUCUUUCUUUUCUUAUAGUAGAACAUCUGCAUGUCUUUCCCCUUACGGCUAGCCUUUAUCCGGGCCUUCGAGACUCAACCGCAACUCUCCUUUUCCUUAACUCGUCUUUAAACCCGUUCCUGUACUGCUGGAGGAUCAAAGAACUAAGACAAGCAGUGAAGGCCACAAUCAAAAGGUUUUGCACAUGUAUAAGUUGA